AUGUCUCCGGCGGCUGCGGCGGCUGGAGAAGGCCAGCGGUGGCGGUCGCCCAUAGAGAGCACCCAGGACUGCAGGGACCCGGCUCGAGCCUGCAGCCGGCCAGAGGGGAUGGCUCUGCGCGUCCUGGCGCUGCUCGGCCUCGUGCUGUACCUGGCGCCCGCUAGGCCGUUGGUGGCCUGGUUGGCGGUUGGGGCUACCACGGCCUGGUGGGGACUGAACCGCGAGCGACGCCCGCGCGCCUUGCAGUUGCUGGCUCGCCGCAGUUCGCGGAGGCAACGGACACUGCUCCUCUCGCCUUCGGCCAAGUCGGCAGUAAAGCGAAACCUCCAAGAGCCUCGGACCCUGCUCGAAAGACUUAACCCCACCGAACUGCUCCUCAUGGGCUGCUACCUGGGUAAGCCCGGCCCCCCGCAGCUUGCCACCGCGCAGGAGGGCCGGGACCUGCUGGAGCGGCCCGCCCGCUCCUCACCGCCUGCUCCCGCGGCCCAGCGCAUCCAGCGUGAGCAUGGUUACCCCUCUCUCCCCACCCCCUUCCACCGACCCUCCAGGAGGCCUGCGCACAGGGAUUGUGGGACUUUAUCCAAUCCCUUUAUAAUAGCCCCUCGAAGAUACUAUCCAAUUCAGCAGGCCCAAUAUUCCUUGCUGGGGGUACUGCCCACCGUGUGCUGGAAUGGUUGUCAAAAGAAAGCUGUUCUCUCUGCUCGGAACUCAAAGAUGGUGUGUAGCCCUGCGACUGUGAGGAUUGCCCCUCCGGACAGCAAGCUAACUCGUUGUCCAAUACCAGAGCGGUUAAUCAACUCAUCACUGCCCUCACCAUCGAGCAAUGUUCCAGAGCCAUGUGCAAAGGAGGCAGUACUGAAUGCUCUCAAAGAGGGGAAGAAAAGGACUUUAGAGAAAGAAGACCAAGUAUUUGUUGAUGGCCAGGAGAAUAAGAGAAGUCGCCAUGAUAGCAGGAGUGGACAUUCACCAUUUGUGCCCCUAGUGGCCAAUGGAGUCCCUGCUUCUUUUGUGCCUAACCCUGGGUCUCUGAAAAGAGGUCUCACUUCUCAGAGCUCAGAGGACCACUUGAGUAAGCGAGCACGCACCUCUUCUGUGAGUUCCCUGACAAGCACGCGCACAGGUGGCAUCCGUAGCUCCAACCGCAAUGCGAUUACCAGUUCUUACAGUUCAACCCGAGGCAUCUCUCGGCAGCAGCUGUGGAAGAGGAGUGGUUCCAUUUCAUCCCCCUUCUCUAGCCCAGCUUCCUCCCGCUCCGAGACACCGGAGAGGCCAGCCAAGAAAAUCAGAAAAGAGGAGCCAUGUCAGCAUUCCAGUUCCUCGACUCGGACUCCGCUGGUGUCUAACAGGGAGUCUCAGGGAGAGAGGGUUGCGGACACUCCGAAGCAGCAGAACUCCGGGGCUUCACCAUCUACACCUGGCAGCUCCAGACAGCGGAAACGGAAGAUCCCAUUGCUGCCCUCCAGGCGAAGGGACCAACUGACCUUGCCUUCACCACCUCAGCUUGGUUAUUCCAUCACUGCUGAGGACUUUGACCUGGAGAAGAAAGCUUCGCUCCAGUGGAUCAACAAGGUCUUAGAGGACAAGACUGUUGUUCCUCCAAACAGUGAGAACCCACCAACUACUGAGCCUUCUUUCACUUUCACUCUGCCUGUUGUGGGUGCCACUUCUUCAGCAGUCUCCUGGCCAGACACAGGCACCAGCCCAUCAUUAGAGAACCUGAAGAAGACACAGAGUCUCCCAGGUCCAUCACUCCCAGAAUCUUCACCUCUGAAGACACCCGACCUUCAGGCCUCUCUUGGCUCUUUACCACCAGGGCCCCUGCCAGGUACCUCUUCAGACUCAAAAUCCACAACCACUUCUGUGGAGCUGGUCCCUGCUUCCUCCACAGCACCGGUCACUGACACCAAGUUACCUUCAGCCCCUCAGGCUGACACGUCUACCAAAGCCCCAGGCCCGCUUACCCCCUCCCCCACCCCCAUGCAAGGUGUGUUAUUUGGCAUGUCAGGCAGCGAGACCUCUGACCCUUCCUCCCCAGCUGCCCCAGCCAUGUCUUCCGCGUCUCCUACAUUCAAGCCCAUUUUUGUGAUGGCAUCUAACAGCAAGAGUGAAGUUUCCUUGCCAUCCAACCUCUCCACCACAGCCUCCACCUUCCCCACAAUGACCAGCACUGCUACCUCAACUUUUAAGUCCAUCUUUGGUGACCUAAGGCCACCUGUAGCUGUGCCCUUGCCUGCUCCCUUUUCCUGUAAGCCAACAACUACUGUGACUGCUGCUGCAGCCCCAGCUGCCCCUCUGUUUGCUGACCUGGCCUCUGCCACCUCUGCUGUGGCUCCCACCACCACCGCCAGUGUGUCCACAGACUCUGCUUCCCAACAUGCUUUUUGCUUUGGGGUCAACAGUGUGGCCAGUACUGGGAGCAGCACAACUAGCAGCAUGAUUUCUGCUUCACUGCCCUUCCCAUUUGGGGGGGCUCCUGGUUCUGCUGCCAGCUUUUCCAGGGCCAUGGGCUCUGAAUUCCAGUUUGGCAAGCCCCUCACCAUGCAGACAUCCACAGUGGCCACCACCUUUGGCCAGUCCCUGCCUGGUGCUGUUCAGACAGCCACCAGCAAAAGCAGCAGCAGCAACAGCAGCAGCAGCAGCAGCAGCAGCAGCACUGCUGGCUUCAGUGGCUUCAGCACCUCCCUUACAACCUCAGCUCCUGCCACCACCUGCCAGCCCACACUGACUUUCAGUAACAGGAUCACCCCUGCAUUCAAUAUUCCCUUUGGCUCAAGUGCCAACCCCUCCCUCCCAGCAUACUCAGCAGCCAUCUCCCAGCCCAAAUUUGGGGCUGCCAAUGGGCAGCAGCAGGGGUCCACCAGGAAAACCCCUACCCCAAAUCUUGGCAGCCCUUUCACUUCUGGGAACUCAGGGGCCCCUGCCCCAUCUGCAGCGCCAGCACCAGCGCCAGCCCAGCCAGCCUCUGGCAACUCAGGGCAGUCAGUUUUUGGUUUGAAAACCAUAGCCUCAACCUUCAGAGCCCCUGCCAGCACACUGAAAGCCUUUGGUGCAGCUACCACCUCUGGCUUCAGAGGUAUCACCCAGACCACCAUCAAUGGGCCCAGUAGCUCAGUGUUUGGCAACUCAACUCGGUCCCCUUUCAUGUUUGGGGGAUCUGCAGCCCCAGCUGUCAGUGGGGGCUUUGGGCUUGGUGUGGCUGCCCCAGACACCAGCUCCACCUCUAGGGCAUUCGGUUGUGGAGCUGGACAGAGUGGUACCACAGGUACCACCACCCCCAUUCGGGGGGACUUAAACCAGAAUGCCCUGGGAACACCCUUUGCCUUCAACAUGGCCGGCACAUCUGAGAUCAAACCUGUGUUUGGAGGCACCUCCACAACUACGUUUGGGAAGAACACCCCAACCACCCGAAUGGGCACAGCCGGCAGCAGCCUCUCCUUUGGGGUGUCCUCGACACCCACUCAAGGCUUCAUUGGAGUCGGGUCUUUCGGAUCAGCAGCCCCUUCAUUUUCCAUUGGUUCAGGAACCAAGACCCCAGGGGCUAGACCGAGACUGCAGGCCCGAAGGCAGCACACUCGUAAGAAAUAG
Molecule: messenger RNA, 3585 nt
Organism: Sciurus carolinensis (gray squirrel)
Lineage: Eukaryota; Metazoa; Chordata; Mammalia; Rodentia; Sciuridae
Product: nuclear envelope pore membrane protein POM 121C-like
Biological process (GO): protein import into nucleus; RNA export from nucleus
Cellular component (GO): nuclear pore
Molecular function (GO): structural constituent of nuclear pore
Source: RefSeq, a predicted model, not a curated record